Molecule: messenger RNA, 696 nt
Organism: Trifolium pratense (red clover)
Lineage: Eukaryota; Viridiplantae; Streptophyta; Magnoliopsida; Fabales; Fabaceae
Product: mitochondrial import inner membrane translocase subunit Tim13
Exons: 2
Coding region: 164-427 (87 amino acids)
Source: RefSeq, a predicted model, not a curated record
AGCCUUAGCGAUAGCGUGUCCAAAAAGAGAGUCACAAAUAAAUUGCUUGCUAGGGUUUUGUUUUAUAAGAAGAGGAUUUCUUUUUCUUUUUCUUUUUUUUUUUUUUGACUUAAAGAGGAUUUGUUAAACAUAGAGAAGAGAAAAGCGAUUUUAGACUACAAAGAUGGAUUCUUUCUCAGCUCCCCCUAGUCGCGAUUCGUCUCAAAUAAACCCACAGGCUAUCAAAGAACACUUGCAAAACGAACUUGCUAAGGAGUUUACUAAACAACUUCUUGAGACGGUAAGAGAAAAGUGUUUUCUGAAGUGCAUCCCAAAACCAUCCUCAAGCCUCAGUGGGAAUGAACAAAGUUGUGUUUCUAAGUGUUUUGACCGAUAUAUGGAGGCUACCGGCAUAGUUACCAAAGCAUUAUUUAGUGGAAAACAUUGAAGUGGACAACCUCCUUGGUAAAUCAUGAAAGUUGCUCAAGUUUUAGGAAUCACUUUAUGGAUGUUUGAGAUUAUGUGCUCUUUAGGACACAAUUAUGCAUUCUAUUUUGUAUGCCCGGGAGUUUAUGGUUGUUUCCAACUCUUUUUGUUUAAUACCUGUACUUUUAUUAUAACUAUAACUCUCUUAAGUUUAUGAAUGUAUGCUCUGUUAAGGGCAAUAAACAAGAAUGUCCAUUCAUCAUUUGCUUUAUAUAUGCCUUUUAAAUUUAA